Messenger RNA from Heterocephalus glaber (naked mole-rat), 7187 nucleotides. The record is from RefSeq and is a predicted model, not a curated record. NCBI's taxonomy places the organism in Eukaryota, Metazoa, Chordata, Mammalia, Rodentia, Bathyergidae.
CGGGCGCGGGAGGCCGCGCGGGGUCCCGGCGGACACACGCGCACACGCUCCCGGAGGAGCCCUUUCCGAGGCUGCUCUUCCGCGGCCGGACGGAGAGCGGCAGUGUCUCCCCGCCCAGCGCACUCUCGCCCCGCGUCUCCCCCCGCGGAGGCGGCGGCGGCGGCGGCGGCUCCUCCUCAGCACCGCCAGCCCCAGCGCCGCUCCGGGGCGGGCGGGCGGCGGGACCCGCGGAGCCGCUUUGUGUGCAGCCCGACGAGGGGCGGCGGCGCAACCAACCACCUGACAGAGGCCCGGGCGCUCGAUGCACCUUCCGCCCGCAUGAGGAGAGGCCGGUAGAGGACCGUGAAAAAAAAGUUGUCCCCUAGGAUGGACUUCACCGCGCAGCCCAAGCCUGCCACUGCCCUCUGUGGCGUCGUGAGUGCCGAUGGGAAGAUUGCUUAUCCUCCCGGAGUAAAGGAGAUCACCGACAAGAUCACCACGGACGAAAUGAUCAAACGACUGAAGAUGGUAGUGAAAACUUUCAUGGAUAUGGAUCAGGACUCAGAAGAUGAAAAACAGCAGUAUCUCCCACUAGCCUUGCAUCUUGCAUCUGAAUUCUUCCUCAGGAACCCUAAUAAAGAUGUGCGUCUCCUUGUAGCAUGUUGUUUAGCUGAUAUAUUUCGAAUCUAUGCCCCAGAAGCUCCAUAUACUUCCCAUGAUAAACUUAAGGACAUAUUUUUGUUUAUUACCAGACAAUUAAAAGGUUUGGAAGACACAAAGAGUCCACAGUUCAAUAGAUACUUUUAUUUAUUAGAGAAUUUAGCUUGGGUUAAAUCAUAUAACAUCUGCUUUGAAUUGGAAGAUUGCAAUGAAAUUUUUAUUCAGCUUUUUAGGACUCUCUUCUCAGUGAUCAACAAUAGCCACAAUAAGAAGGUACAACUGCACAUGCUAGACUUGAUGAGUUCUAUCAUCAUGGAAGGUGAUGGAGUUACUCAAGAAUUAUUGGACUCCAUACUUAUCAACCUCAUACCUGCACAUAAGAACUUAAAUAAACAGUCCUUCGACCUUGCAAAAGUCCUCUUAAAGAGGACAGUUCAGACUAUUGAGGCGUGCAUUGCCAAUUUUUUCAAUCAAGUCCUGGUGCUGGGAAGAUCAUCAGUAAGUGAUUUGUCAGAACAUGUAUUUGAUCUGAUUCAGGAACUUUUUGCCAUAGAUCCUCAUUUGUUAUUAUCUGUCAUGCCGCAGCUUGAAUUCAAACUGAAGAGCAAUGAUGGAGAAGAACGAUUAGCUGUUGUUCGACUUCUAGCUAAAUUGUUCGGCUCUAAAGAUUCUGAUUUGGCAACACAGAAUCGACCUCUUUGGCAGUGUUUUCUUGGACGAUUCAAUGACAUUCAUGUUCCCGUGAGAUUAGAAAGUGUGAAAUUUGCCAGUCACUGUUUAAUGAAUCACCCAGAUUUAGCAAAGGAUCUCACAGAAUAUUUGAAAGUUAGAUCACAUGACCCAGAAGAAGCUAUUCGGCACGAUGUCAUUGUUACUAUAAUAACAGCUGCCAAAAGAGACCUUGCCUUAGUAAAUGAUCAGCUGCUUGGCUUUGUAAGGGAAAGAACACUGGAUAAACGGUGGCGAGUAAGAAAAGAAGCUAUGAUGGGCUUGGCUCAGCUUUAUAAGAAAUACUGUCUUCAUGGUGAAGCAGGAAAGGAAGCUGCAGAGAAAGUCAGCUGGAUAAAGGAUAAACUUUUGCAUAUUUAUUAUCAGAAUAGCAUCGAUGACAAACUGUUGGUAGAGAAAAUCUUUGCUCAGUAUCUUGUGCCCCACAACCUGGAAACAGAAGAGAGAAUGAAAUGUUUGUAUUACUUGUAUGCUAGUUUGGAUCCAAAUGCUGUAAAAGCUCUCAAUGAAAUGUGGAAGUGUCAGAACAUGCUUCGGAGUCAUGUACGUGAGCUAUUGGAUUUGCACAAGCAGCCUACAUCAGAGGCUAACUGUUCUGCCAUGUUUGGAAAACUGAUGACCAUAGCAAAGAAUUUGCCUGAUCCUGGCAAAGCACAAGAUUUUGUGAAGAAAUUUAACCAGGUUCUUGGUGAUGAUGAGAAACUACGGUCUCAGUUGGAGUUAUUAAUCAGCCCUACUUGUUCAUGCAAACAGGCAGACAUUUGUGUGAGAGAAAUAGCUCGGAAACUUGCUAAUCCUAAGCAACCAACAAAUCCUUUUCUAGAGAUGGUCAAAUUUCUGUUGGAAAGAAUUGCACCUGUGCACAUUGAUUCAGAAGCCAUAAGUGCACUAGUAAAAUUGAUGAAUAAAUCAAUAGAGGGGACAGCAGAUGAUGAAGAGGAGGGUGUAAGUCCAGAUACAGCUAUUCGUUCAGGACUUGAACUUCUUAAGGACCUUAAUUCCCAUUUUACAUCAAAAGGCAAAGAGGGGUACUCCACACCAAGCGAAACAGGCCGUGCACUGUAUACAUGCCAUAUUCACCAAUAAAGAAGUCCAGCUUGCACAGAUUUUUGAGCCACUCAGUAGGAGUCUGAAUGCUGAUGUACCAGAACAACUUAUAACUCCGUUAGUUUCAUUGGGCCACAUUUCUAUGUUAGCACCAGAUCAGUUUGCUUCCCCAAUGAAAUCCGUAGUAGCAAAUUUUAUUGUGAAAGAUCUACUAAUGAAUGACAGGUCAACAGGUGAAAAGAAUGGAAAAUUGUGGUCUCCAGAUGAAGAAGUUUCUCCUGAAGUACUAGCAAAGGUACAGGCAAUUAAACUUCUGGUAAGGUGGCUGUUGGGUAUGAAAAACAACCAGUCUAAAUCUGCCAAUUCAACUCUUCGCUUAUUAUCGGCCAUGUUGGUUAGUGAGGGUGACCUGACAGAGCAAAAGAGGAUCAGUAAAUCUGAUAUGUCUCGCUUGCGAUUAGCUGCUGGUAGUGCCAUAAUGAAGCUUGCUCAGGAACCUUGUUACCAUGAAAUUAUUACUCCAGAACAAUUUCAACUCUGUGCAUUAGUUAUUAAUGAUGAGUGUUACCAAGUAAGGCAGAUAUUUGCUCAAAAGCUGCAUAAGGCACUUGUGAAGCUACUGCUCCCGUUGGAGUAUAUGGCGAUCUUUGCUUUGUGUGCCAAAGAUCCUGUGAAAGAGAGAAGAGCACAUGCACGGCAGUGUUUAUUAAAAAACAUCAGUAUAAGAAGGGAGUACAUUAAGCAGAACCCUAUGGCUACUGAGAAAUUGUUAUCGCUGUUGCCUGAAUAUGUAGUUCCAUACAUGAUUCAUCUGUUAGCCCAUGAUCCAGAUUUUACAAGAUCACAAGAUGUUGAUCAGCUUCGUGAUAUCAAAGAGUGCCUGUGGUUUAUGCUUGAAGUUUUAAUGACAAAGAAUGAAAACAAUAGCCAUGCCUUUAUGAAGAAGAUGGCAGAAAACAUUAAAUUAACCAGAGAUGCCCAGUCUCCAGAUGAAUCCAAGACAAAUGAAAAACUGUAUACGGUAUGUGAUGUGGCGCUGUGUGUCAUAAACAGCAAGAGUGCUCUGUGCAAUGCAGAUUCACCUAAGGAUCCCGUCCUCCCGAUGAAGUUUUUCACACAGCCUGAAAAGGACUUUUGUAAUGACAAGAGUUAUAUUUCAGAAGAGACAAGAGUACUUCUGUUAACAGGAAAGCCAAAGCCUACUGGAGUACUAGGUGCAGUAAACAAGCCUUUAUCAGCAACAGGAAGGAAACCCUAUGUUAGAAGCACCGGCACUGAGACUGGAAGCAAUAUCAAUGUAAAUUCAGAACUGAACUCCUCAACCGGAAAUCGAGCAAGGGAACAGAGUUCAGAGGCAGCAGAGACUGGAGUUAGUGAAAAUGAGGAGAACCCUGUGAGAAUUAUUUCUGUCACACCUGUAAAGAAUAUUGAGGCGGUAAAGAAUAAGGAAAUUAAUUCUGAUCAGGCUACCCAGGGCAACAUCAGCAGUGACCGAGGAAAGAAAAGAACAGUUCCAGCAGCUGGUGCAGAGAAUAUCCAACAAAAGACAGAUGAGAAAAUAGAUGAAUCAGGACCCCCUGCCCCUUCCAAACCCAGGAGAGGACGUCGACCCAAGUCUGAGUCUCAGGGCAACGCAACCAAAAAUGAUGAUAUAAACAAACCCACUAGCAAAGGAAGGAAAAGAGCUGCAGCAAGCCAGGAGACCCCAGGGGGUUUGGAAGCGGGUAACGCCAAAGCACCCAAACUGCAAGAUGGAGCCAAAAAGGCCACGCCAGCAGAGAGACAGAUCGACCUGCAAAGGUAAAAAGAAAAUUCAUUUGCAAAGGGAGAAAAUGAAGGCCAAACAGAAGCAGCCCCAGCUCUGCAGGCUCGGAUUCAGCGUCCCGGAACCGAAGACGAGGCUCUCCUCAGAACACACACUGUCUGCCCUGCGGACUGAAGGAGACUCUCACUUCCUCUUUCCAUGACAGAGCCCUGGGUGGAAAUGUACAGCAUAAACUCUCAAGACAGAGGCUAAAAGCAACUCUGCUCUCCCUCCCCCAGACUUUUCCUAGGAAAAGUCAAUAAUUAAGCAAAUUGCUUAACACUUGGUUCCAGUUCCUGCAUAUCUGGAGUUUAAAUGCAUAAUACACCAUUAAUUUCCAUGCUGCAGUUUUUAUUUUAAAGAAAGUAACAUGAUGUCCCUAUAUUGACACUGAAAAUUUAUCCAUUCUAAAGCCAGGAAUUUCCAUGUCACACAAGAAAAAUAGAAGCCUACUGAAUUAAUGAAUUUUUUUUUUAGAAGAAAAGAGAUCAGAGUUUAAAUAUUUCUUUGUUUUUCCUUUUGGAAACUUUUAUGUAUAAUUCUUUCUGCCUGUCUACUUUUCUGCAAAAAUGAGAUGUACAGAUUUCAGUUCCCUGCAAUGAAAAGUGAUGUGGUAGCAGUUCUAUAAAUGUUGCUUUCUGAUUUUUAUCAGAGUGAGAGAAUAAUUAAAGUUAUUGAUUUGCAAGUAGUAAACACUUCAUAUUUUGAUUUCCCCUCCAUUUUAGUUUAAUAUAAUUUGCAAUAAAUGUACAUAUUGUUUGUUUCACAAACCAUAUCACUUCACAGUGGUUUUUACUCCCACGACCAUGGUAGAGUAUUGGAAUUUUAAAGGUGUGAAGACUGUUCAGCAUUUGGUUUUAUAAUAUUGGUCACCAGAUUUCUAUUAUUGAUGUAAAAAAAUCAAUUUUUUUAAAUCAUUGGACUUUGGCAGCUUUGUAAGGAAAGUUGGAGGUGUCGAGGGUUGCUCUCAAUAUUCAGCAUUGUGCUAUUGAGAAGUAAGUGGUUUUUGUCUGCUGGUCUGGGCUCAGCUUUUAUCUUCAUUUUAGAGACACCUAUUGCAGUAUGUUAUGUUUCUUGGCAUUGUCCAGCAUAGGUAAUGUGUGUACUUUUGUGUACACAUAAUCAUAUUUAAGUUUUUUGCAUAAAAUAAAUGCUUCUAGAUGUCAUGGUAGUCUUCUGAUCUUUUUAUAUUAUGCUUGUGAACUUUUUUUAAGGGCUAAAAUCGCAGAGACACGAUUACAGUCAGCUCUCCAUUAUCUAUAUCGAGUGACUGCCUCGGGCUCUCGGUUCUGAGGUGCUCGGCUGUGCACACAGACCCUGAGGGUGUCCCGCGGGGCCCAGGUUAGAGGGAACCUGGGAUGCACCUUCUUGUGCCCAGUACACCCAGCCCACUGCCACCCUAUGCUCCAGCUGAGGCUCUGGCAGAAUGUGCUAUUUCCGUACACAGCACACAUUUGUAUUACAACUCGGUCUGCAUAGGUUGUAGCUACAUAGGACAUAAAACGAACAAUGAAAUUCUCCAGAAAGGAAGAUUAAGAAUGAAAUUUUCAAUCCAGGCAUCCACUCCUGUAAUCCUAGCACUCAGGAGGCUGAGGCAAUAAGUCACAAGUGCCAGCCUGGGCUACAUAGCAAGACCUUGUCUCAAAAGCCACACACACCUAGAAAAAAUGUGCCAGCCAUCUUGGUGGCACACACCUGUGAUCCCAGUUACUUGGGAGGCUGAGAUUAAAGGAUUCCAAUUUUGAGCCCAGCCUGGGCAACUUAAGGAGGACCUGUCUCGAAAGAUAAAAAGGGCUGGAGGUGUACAAAGUGUUAGAGCAUUUGUGACAUGACAACCCUGGGUUCAAUCCCCAGUACCACCAAAAAAAAUUCACUGAUAGUAAACAUCACUUAUUUUCAUAGAUAAUCAAGAGUUGGCUGUAAAUUGACAGUGAGUGAAAGAUGGAUAAUUCAUUUAAAUAUACAUAUAUACAUCAAUACACAAUUGGGUAUCAGAAGAUGAUUAGGGAACAAUAGAAACUCUUAGAAGAGCAGAAAAGUUCUCUUCCUGUUUAUUGCCUCUUCAUAACUCUUUAGAAAGUACAACUACUGCCUCCAACAUGCUGGACAAGAAUAUCUAUGCAGAAGUAUCGAGAAAGCCCCUCAAGCAAUCAGUGGAUGUGUUAGAUUUAGAAGUUUUCUUGGCAUUGGGCAAUUCUCUAAAUUUUUUGUGGUGCCCGGGAUGGAACCACAGGCCUCAUUCGUGACUGCUCUCCCAUGGAGCUGAAGCCCAGGCCGGACACUGACUGCUCCCACCUGCAGUUUGUCAGCAGCACAACACACACUGAUGCUGUGGUGCUGUGCAGUUGGUCAAAAGGAGCAGGAGAAACGGGGUUCCAGGGUGUCGCUUCCUGUUGCACUAAGUGUAGCAGGGACAUUGGUGUCAGUGUCGGGCUAUGCAGAUGUUGGCAGGGGAGGAGCUGAGUAACGGAUCUGUAGCUCAUGGGUCUGUCUGGCCCACCCUUGAUUUUGUAGGAUGACACUUAAGUGUCUGGCACCACGGGAGGGAGAAUAAAAUGGUUCAAAGAUUAAGCUAAUGGAGAAGGACUUGUUUACAAGAAAUUUGUCAAUUUUCCUUUGAAAAAGAAAACAAAAGUUAUUAGGAAUUUGGUAUUCACAUCUCAGAGAAAUACAACACAAAAGUGCAGACUUAUAUUUGAGAAUUAAUGUUAACCCUUUAUGUCUAGGUUGAAGCUUCUUGUAUUUGUCUAAAACUACAAGCCAGAAUUUUGUAUCUCCUUUGAUAAAAAGUGUGUAUAAUGUAAAGUAGUUUUGCAUAUUCUUGUGCUGCACAUGGGCUGAAUUUUUAGAAUUUUUUUAAAGACUUGAAGCAGAACCUUGUAAUUUGUGUAAAUGACAAGUGUAAAAUCCUACCAUAAAAUGCUAAAAAUAUGCACUGUUUCGAAUAAAACCAAGAAAUGCAGCAUUA